CUAUGGACUUGAAGAAAAGUUCUUGGAGGCCAGUAAAGAACGAGCAGUGUUUGAGUUGUCAAAAGGACUGGACUCCAUUUCCCAGAGGGCAUCGCGGCACCGUCCUGGUUCUCCCUACCUUUGGUGUAGGUGAUACUCGGGAAGCGCCAGCCAGACGUGCCCCCGCUAUCCGAAUUGGUAGAUUCCACCGUCAGACUAGAUGGCUUUCCAGCCUAGGCGGCUGGGCACGUCCAAACUGCGUGCAGGGGGACCAAGAUGAGGUGUAGAGAAACUGUCAGAAAACCAUAGGGGCAGUUUAGCCUGAGAACCACUUUUAGAUCAACCACCGUUUCGUCAAGACGGGCUCUACAACCAAAUCGAAUUAAAAAUUCUUUGAGCAACCAAAACAAAAUGUAUUCCUUUGGAUUCUCCCCUUGACACCUACCCGCACUGGGCUGGCCCAGUGCUUCCCACCGCGUUCCCACUCCCACACCGAUAGGUGUGUGCGUAGCUGUCUUCUUCACUGCGCUCCGCUUGGUACAGCCGUGCCCCCCGGGCGGCGAAUGGUACGGCCCCAGCCCCCUCAGCCUCCCCCUCCUGCAGCAAGUCUGAGUGGUACGCGCCCCCCGGUGCAGACGCGGAACUGGUGCCCGCUCGCCGUGCCGCCGGGCUAGGAAGCGACGUGCGCUCCUCGGCCGGGAGAUGUCGGGAGGGCCUGGCAGGUCCCUCCCAGAAUUAUAUCAGAACUCCUCCUGGGAACACUGACUCCUUGCUUAGUGCCCUCAAGUUUCUCUGCGAUGAACUGGUGAAUCGGAACCAUGGUGCAAAAGAAGUUCUGCCCUCGGUUGCUUGACUAUCUAGUGAUCGUAGGGGCGAGGCACCCAAGCAGUGAUAGCGUGGCUCAGACCCCCGAACUGCUGCGGCGGUACCCACUGGAGGAUCACCCUGAGUUCCCCCUGCCCCCAGACGUGGUGUUCUUCUGCCAGCCAGAGGGAUGUCUGAGUGUGCGGCAGCGGCGCAUGAGCCUUCGAGAUGAUACCUCUUUUGUCUUCACCCUAACCGAUAAGGACACUGGAGUCACCCGCUAUGGCAUCUGCGUUAACUUCUACCGCUCUUUCCAAAAGCGAAUGCCGAAGGAAAAAGUGGAAAGUGGAGCAGGCCCCCGCGGGAAGGAAGGAACCCAGGCCCCCUGUGCCUCAGAAGAGGCUGCCACCGAGAGCUCAGAGAGCGGCUCAGCCUUGCAGCCUCCUAGCGCUGACUCCACACCCGAUGUGAACCAGUCUCCUCGGGGCAAGCGCAGGGCCAAGGCCAGCAGCCGCUCCCGCAACAGCACCCUGACAUCGCUGUGCGUGCUUAGCCACUACCCUUUCUUCUCUACCUUCAGGGAGUGUCUGUAUACUCUCAAACGUCUGGUAGACUGCUGUAGCGAGCGGCUGCUAGGCAAGAAACUCAGCAUCCCUCGGGGUGUGCAAAGGGACACCAUGUGGCGAAUCUUUACCGGGUCGCUGCUGGUGGAGGAGAAGUCCAGUGCCCUUCUGCACGACCUUCGAGAGAUUGAGGCCUGGAUCUAUCGGUUGUUGCGCUCCCCGGUACCCAUCUCUGGGCAGAAGCGAGUGGACAUCGAGGUUCUACCCCAGGAACUGCAGCCAGCCCUGACGUUUGCCCUUCCAGACCCUUCUCGAUUCACCCUAGUAGAUUUCCCGCUUCACCUUCCCUUAGAACUGCUGGGCGUGGAUGCUUGUCUUCAGGUGCUAACCUGCAUCCUGUUGGAGCACAAGGUGGUGCUUCAGUCUCGAGACUACAAUGCGCUCUCCAUGUCCGUGAUGGCGUUUGUGGCAAUGAUCUACCCGCUGGAGUACAUGUUCCCUGUCAUCCCGCUGCUGCCCACCUGCAUGGCAUCGGCAGAGCAGCUACUCUUGGCUCCGACCCCUUACAUCAUUGGAGUCCCUGCCAGCUUCUUCCUCUACAAGCUAGACUUCAAAAUGCCUGAUGACGUGUGGCUGGUGGAUCUGGACAGCAGCAGGGUGAUUGCCCCAACCAAUGCAGAAGUGCUACCCGUCCUGCCAGAACCAGAAUCAUUGGAGCUGAAAAAACACUUAAAGCAGGCCCUGGCCAGCAUGAGUCUCAACACCCAGCCCAUUCUGAAUCUGGAGAAAUUCCACGAGGGCCAGGAGAUCCCAUUUCUCUUGGGAAGGCCUUCUAAUGACCUUCAGUCGACGCCGUCCACAGAAUUCAACCCGCUCAUUUACGGCAAUGACGUAGAUUCAGUCGAUGUGGCCACUAGAGUGGCCAUGGUACGGUUCUUCAACUCUGCCAACGUGCUGCAGGGCUUUCAGAUGCACACGCGUACCCUGCGGCUCUUUCCCCGGCCUGUGGUAGCUUUCCAAGCUGGCUCCUUUCUGGCCUCACGUCCCCGGCAGACCCCCUUUGCGGAGAAGCUGGCCAGGACUCAAGCUGUGGAGUACUUUGGAGAAUGGAUCCUGAACCCUUGUAACUACGCCUUCCAACGGAUUCACAACAAUAUGUUUGACCCAGCCCUUAUUGGCGACAAGCCAAAGUGGUACGCUCACCAGCUGCAGCCCAUCCAUUACCGAGUCUAUGACGGCAAUUCUCAGCUGGCUGAGGCCCUGAGUGUGCCACCUGAACGGGAUUCCGAUUCUGACCCCACUGAUGACAGCGGCAGCGAUAGUAUGGAUUAUGAUGACUCAAGCUCCUCUUACUCGUCCCUUGGGGAUUUUGUCAGUGAAAUGAUGAAAUGUGACAUCAAUGGUGAUACUCCCAGUAAGUAUGCUUGGGAAGAGCGGCCACUACUAAGCAGGCAGGGCUUGGGUUUGGGGCUUAGGUGUCUCUACCUGUCUCUCUUGGUAGAUGUGGAUCCACUGACGCAUGCAGCCCUGGGAGAUGCCAGUGAGGUGGAAAUUGAUGAGCUUCAGACCCAGAAGGAGGGAGAGGAGCCUGGCCCAGACAGUGAGAACUCUCAGGAAAAUCUUCCGCUACGAUCCAGCUCCAGCACCACGGCCAGCAGCAGCCCCAGCACUGUCAUCCAUGGUGCCCAAGCUGAACCUGCUGAUUCUUCAGAGAUGGAUGAUAAAGCAGCAGCAGGCAUCUCUAAGCCCCUCCCUCCUGUGCCUCCCAGCAUUUGCAAAUCUACUGUGGACAGGAGACAGACAGAGACUGGAGAGGGAUCAGUGUGCCCUCGAGCCUUUGACAAUCCGUACUUCGAGCCCCAACAUGGCUCUCCCCCUGAGGAAGAUGACGAUGAGCAGGGGGAGAGCUAUACUCCCCGAUUCAGCCAGCAUGUCAGUGGCCAUCGGACUCAAAAGCUGCUGCGGCCCAACAGCUUGAAACUGGCCAGUGACUCAGAGGCAGAGUCAGACUCCCGAGCAAGCUCCCCCAACUCCACCGUCUCUAACAACAGCACCGAGGGCUUCGGGGGCAUCAUGUCCUUUGCUAGCAGCCUGUACCGGAACCAUAGUACAAGCUUCAGUCUUUCAAACCUCACCCUGCCCACCAAAGGUGCCCGAGAUAAGACCACGCCAUUCCCCAGCCUGAAAGUAUUUGGGCUAAAUACUCUAAUGGAGAUUGUUACUGAAGCCGGCCCUGGGAGUGGUGAAGGAAACAGGAGGGCCUUAGUGGACCAGAAGUCAUCUGUCAUUAAACACAGCCCAACCGUGAAAAGAGAACCUCCAUCACCCCAGGGCCGGUCCAGCAAUUCUAGCGAGAACCAACAGUUCCUGAAGGAAGUGGUGCACAGUGUGCUGGAUGGCCAGGGAGUGGGCUGGCUCAACAUGAAAAAGGUACGCCGGCUGCUGGAGAGCGAGCAGCUUCGAGUCUUUGUCCUGAGCAAGCUGAACCGCGCGGUGCAGUCCGAGGACGAUGCCCGGCAGGAUGUCAUUCAAGAUGUGGAGAUCAGCCGGAAGGUGUACAAGGGUAUGCUAGACCUCCUCAAGUGCACGGUCCUCAGUCUCGAGCAGUCCUAUGCCCAUGCAGGCCUGGGCGGCAUGGCCAGCAUCUUUGGGCUUUUGGAGAUUGCCCAGACCCACUACUAUAGUAAAGAGCCAGACAAACGGAAAAGAAGUCCAACAGAGAGUGUAAAUACCCCAGUUGGCAAGGACCCUGGUCUGGCUGGGCGGGGAGACCCAAAGGCUAUGGCUCAGCUAAGGGUCCCUCAGCUGGGUCCUCGGGCACCAAGUGCUACAGGAAAGGGUCCAAAAGAACUGGAUACGAGAAGUUUAAAGGAAGAGAAUUUUGUAGCAUCUGUCGAAUUGUGGAACAAGCACCAGGAAGUGAAAAAGCAAAAGGCUUUGGAAAAACAGAGGCCAGAGGUUACCAAGCCUGCCUUUGACCUUGGUGAAACAGAAGAGAAAAAGUCCCAGAUCAGCGCAGACAGUGGUGUGAGCCUGACAUCUGCUUCCCAGAGGACCGAGCCAGACGCUGUCAUCGGUGUGAGUCCAGCUGUUAUGAUCCGCAGCUCAAGUCAGGAUUCUGAAGUUAGCACCGUGGUGAGCAAUAGUUCUGGAGAGACCCUUGGAGCAGACAGCGACCUGAGCAGCAAUGCAGGUGAUGGGCCAGGAGGUGAAGGCAGUGCCCACUUGGCAAGUUCUCGGGCCACUCUAUCUGAUAGUGAAAUUGAAACCAAUUCUGCCACGAGCACCAUCUUUGGUAAAGCCCAUAGCUUGAAGCCAAAGGAGAAGCCGCCAGGCAGUCCAGUCCGCUCUUCUGAAGACGUAAGCCAGCGAGUCUAUCUCUAUGAGGGACUGCUAGGAAGGGACAAAGGAUCGAUGUGGGACCAGUUAGAGGAUGCUGCUAUGGAGACCUUUUCUAUAAGCAAAGAGCGUUCUACUUUAUGGGACCAAAUGCAGUUCUGGGAAGAUGCAUUCUUAGAUGCUGUGAUGUUGGAAAGAGAAGGGAUGGGUAUGGACCAGGGUCCUCAGGAAAUGAUUGACAGGUACCUGUCCCUAGGAGAACAUGACCGGAAACGCCUGGAGGAUGAUGAGGACCGCUUACUGGCCACACUUUUACACAACCUCAUAUCCUAUAUGCUGCUGAUGAAGGUGAACAAGAAUGACAUCAGGAAGAAAGUGCGGCGCCUGAUGGGCAAGUCCCACAUUGGGCUGGUAUACAGCCAGCAGAUCAAUGAGGUGCUCGAUCAGCUGACCAGCCUGAAUGGACGUGAUCUCUCCAUCCGGUCGAGUGGCAGCCGGCACAUGAAGAAGCAGACGUUUGUCGUGCACGCGGGGACAGACACGAAUGGAGAUCUCUUUUUCAUGGAAGUGUGCGAUGACUGUGUGGUGUUACGCAGUAACAUCGGCACAGUGUAUGAGCGCUGGUGGUAUGAGAAGCUCAUCAACAUGACUUACUGUCCCAAGACCAAGGUCCUGUGUCUGUGGCGUAGAAAUGGCUCCGAGACCCAGCUCAACAAGUUCUAUACCAAGAAGUGUCGGGAGCUGUACUACUGCGUGAAGGACAGCAUGGAGCGUGCUGCCGCCCGACAACAAAGUAUCAAACCCGGGCCUGAGCUAGGUGGUGAGUUCCCCGUUCAGGACAUGAAGACUGGAGAGGGUGGCUUGCUUCAGGUCACCCUAGAAGGCAUCAACCUCAAGUUCAUGCACAGCCAGGUUUUCAUAGAGCUGAAUCACAUUAAAAAGUGCAAUACAGUUCGAGGCGUCUUUGUCCUGGAAGAAUUUGUUCCUGAAAUUAAAGAAGUGGUGAGCCACAAGUACAAGACACCAAUGGCCCACGAGAUCUGCUACUCUGUGUUGUGUCUCUUCUCGUACGUGGCUGCAGUCCGUAGCAGCGAAGAAGACCUCCGAACCCCACCUCGGCCUGUCUCUAGCUGAUAGAGAGCGGUCACAUAGCUGGCCCAGCCCAGGGGUCACCCUUCACUUCUUGCUGCUCCUAAAGCGCCGAAGCUGCUGUGACUGAAAAGGGGACAGAGUGUGUGUGUGUGUGUGUGUGUGUGUGUGUGUGUGUGUGUGUGUGUGUGUGUGUUUUCUCUGCAAGCUCCUUCCCAUGGUGUAGCUGGUUUCGUU
This is a messenger RNA of Acomys russatus (golden spiny mouse), 6011 nucleotides long. It is a transcript of the gene Madd, whose product is annotated as MAP kinase activating death domain. The coding region runs from base 798 to 5819 and encodes 1673 amino acids. Gene Ontology annotation, molecular function: guanyl-nucleotide exchange factor activity. Gene Ontology annotation, cellular component: cytosol. Lineage: Eukaryota; Metazoa; Chordata; Mammalia; Rodentia; Muridae. Gene Ontology annotation, biological process: regulation of Rab protein signal transduction; regulation of apoptotic process. The record is from RefSeq and is a predicted model, not a curated record. The transcript is spliced from 35 exons.